Messenger RNA from Bursaphelenchus xylophilus (pine wood nematode), 807 nucleotides. Lineage: Eukaryota; Metazoa; Nematoda; Chromadorea; Rhabditida; Aphelenchoididae. The record is from the annotation of a GenBank genome assembly.
AUGCUCGUCGUCGAAGGGAGAAGACGAAGAAGAAGGGAGAAGGGAGAAGAAGAGUUGUGGCGCGGAAUCUCGGGGAUGGCCCGUCCGUCCGCCGCCGCGGCCCCGCAUCGGUUUUUUGCCGCGAACAGCGCGUCGUCGGGAUUUUCGUUUCGUGUUUUUGCUCUGCUCGUUUCGUCGUGCGGCCGCGGGGCCACGGAAGAAACACUAAGGCCGGCUUCCGAAUCUGCCCCCAUCUUCUCCUUUUUUUCCGCCGUCCCCAUCUUCCAUUCUAUCCCCCCGAAGCGUCUUCGCUUCCUCGCUUUUUUUGUGGGGGGAUUCGUGAAUUCCUCGCCCCAUUUUUAGUCCCCAAUCCUCCUCAUCCGCGUGCAUGUACAAACUCGGCGCUCCACUUCUUUCGCUCUUCGCUUCUUCAGUUUGUCUUUUGCGUUUUUUCUUUCGUUCAGCCUAUGCCCUCCGGGAUUUCCGCCAACGGCGCGCCCGAACGAAGAUUCCCACAUGAAUUCGAUUUCCGGCACACAAAAGAUGGGAGAACGCGUCCCGCGAAUGUCAAAACACGCCACUGAUGGGUCCACUGGAUUGGGUCAUUAUGUAAAUCUGCGCGCCGCAAACAGGCCUUGUGGAAUGCGCGGAAAACGUAGAGCCGGCUGGUACGCGGAACGUCGGAAAAUCUCGGCCAAACAACAACAACACCGCCGCCGUCAACACAACUCGUUACCCCUUGACUAUGCUAUUUUUAACCCCGCAUAUAAAAUGCAUGUAACCGGCAUGGAACAGGCCAGUAAACCCCAUCCAUGCCCUUCCGAUUAG